This is a messenger RNA of Schistosoma turkestanicum, 156 nucleotides long. NCBI's taxonomy places the organism in Eukaryota, Metazoa, Platyhelminthes, Trematoda, Strigeidida, Schistosomatidae. The record is from the annotation of a GenBank genome assembly.
GUUGGUGAAAUGAAUAGCGAUUUGAAGAAAACAUUGAAUCAAUCAUUGUCAUCAAAGUCACGGCCCAGUGAAGAAGACAAAAGUAGAACUCUUAAAUCGGUUUGUCGAGUUUUGAUGAAUUAUUUGGACAAUAAUUUGAUGCAAUUUUUAGGUUGA